AUGGAGGAUAAAGAAAAUGUAAGUAAUUUUCUUUAUUGUUUUUGGUUUUUAGGUAAUACUGAGGAAACACCGCGUAUUGCCAAGCGGAACGGUGGGGGUAAUGUCGGAUUUUUGUGUAAAUGUGCUUUUGCUCUCGUGUGUGGCGUAUUGGAAUUUUCUGGCCAUAGCUUUACAAAAAAAUGCUGUGUUUAUACGCCAUCGUUUCGGGAGACUCGGAAGGAGUAAUAUUGCAAAUUUGAUCUCAAAGGCGCAGCACAGCUCUAGAAAUCUGAGAAUUUACAGCACUUUGAUUGAAAGGAAAUCCGCGGUCACAGUCCCAAUCAGAUAAUUUUCCGGAAAAAGCUAUGAAUUAUGUUGUACUGGACGGCGGAAACGUUGGAUUGCGAAAUAUUGCAUGUAGGCUUGGUUUUUGGUUACGAGAAGUUUCGACAUUGUGUUCAGUCCGAUAGAAAGUUUUUGAGCCGCUUAAUUAGCUUUGAAUUUCGGUAUAAUGCUCAUUGUUCAUUAAUAUUUCUUCAAAGCUAGACCGACAAUAAGCUGUCCAGGAGUUGGUCAUUUCUCUGCAAAGCUGUCGCUUGGUGUUGUCUUUCCCAUUAAAGCGCUCUGACCCGGACUUACUAUGGUAUGAACUCUCUUCAUCUUGAUGCCUCUAUUGUUCCGGCUCUCCUUGACCUUUCACUGGUCCGCCGCGGUUUGUCCGUCCAAAUAGCGCUGCGAGAUGGUUAGGCCGGCGGUGAUGGCACAAUUCCAAGCAAUGGCAUCGAAGAGGAUGUAGAUCAGAUUUAUGGAGUUCUCGGGUUUUUUGGGGGAGGGUCGCGGACGUGAAUUAGGAGUUGAAAAUUUGGCCGUUGUUUUUGAAAUUCGGGUUUCCAUGGCCACUAUAUUUUGGCGGGAAAACCCGUUGUAAAACAAGGAAAAUCGGAUAAAGGGAUGGUUAUUAUGCUGAUUAUCUGGUCGUUCGAAAGGCUUUUUAUGGAUUUCUCAAUGACUUGACAAUUUUUUUGUCUUCUUCUCCGUUCAGUAAGGAUUUAAUAAUCUUGUGCAUAAUGUGAUAAAGACGGAGGAUUUCGAGUUUCUGCUAUCAGCGAAUUGACGUCAAUAUGUGUCAUAGUGGUAUCUUGGAUAGUGUUAAAAGUUUGCAUUAGAUGAAUCCUCCUUCUAUCCUAUAAAAAGCAGUCGUUUGUUUAUUUGUUUAUCGGGUUUAUGGGUGAGAUUUCGCAUUUCGAAGCCUUGUGUUCCGAAAACGGAAGGGCGUUAGCGUUUUUGAUGGAUUCGGGCUCUAAAAUAUCCUGGUUGCUCCAACUCGUCCAAAGUUCUUGUAAAUUGCCUUUUGGCAGAUAUCUCUUAUCGUUCUCGAUAAGAGAUAUCUGAAUUCUAUCAUUCUGUUUUGCAGAUUCGCACGUUUUUAAACAAAUUUCGAACGCACUUCGUUUAUGGUGAAUAAUAUUUUGGUUGCAAAGAUAGGAAAUGGAAACAUCAUUUUCUUUGACGUUUCUAUUUUUUCUAUUUCCUAUCACUUUGAGAGUCUGUUUAUUCCAACGGCCUUCUCUUUAUUAGCAUCGAAUCAUUGCCCCGAUUAGAAAUGUGUUUUUUGUGGGUAUGAGUCAUCUUGGAUAAUUUUUGGUUUUUAAAAAGUUUAAUUUCCGUUCGACUCGCGCGUUUCAACACAAAUUGUUGUUUUUCGAAACAGUUAUGAGCGAGUCAGACCGAAGGGGACUCGCGCGUUCGAUCUGAUUGACUCAUCAACUCAUCAAACACUAAUUUGCGCUGAUAGAUAGGUGUUUUCCGAUCGUUGACGCUCCCCCUUCUCCACCUCGAAUGACCCGUUUACGAACCCUGAAGGCGUGGAGACUCGCGCCGCUUAGUCAUCGUUCGAAAUUUGCGCUUGAAAAUGGAGGAGUAACCGGGCUUCGACCGCCGCAGCGGACCGGCUGAUUUUUGUCGAGGUGAAUUGAGCGAAAAAACGCGCGCCGUUGCCCUCCGACCAUCUUCGUUUUGUUCUCCCCCCUCCAUCUUCUUCCAUAUUCUGGACGGGGCUGAAGUUGUUCCCUCCACGAUUUAUUUGUUCCGCUGGAUUUCAAGGGAUCGAACGGAUCUCUACCUUCCUGACUCUCCCCCCUCUUUCUCCGAGACAUAUUGAGGGAAAGCGAUCGCGCAGAUCGUUAUGGUUUUGAACUAUACGUUUCAUUAUGGUUCGGACAUCCUUUUGAAUUAUUUCUGGAGGGAUCGAGUUUUCUCCUUUUCCGAUCAUUUUCGGCUUAACACCCGUAAUUUUGCGUCAUGAAGACAAUAACAAGGUCUUUUGGGGGUAUGUUUUUAUGUCUAAAUCGACGACCUUUCCUUUUUUAUAGAAACUACUCGUAGUUUUCUUUGUAGAUCUUGUAGAAGGAGGAUCAUUUUGCACUAACAAUAACGAAAGGGCGAGAUCUCUGUAAAUAGUUUGGGGCCAAUUUUUAAUGCCGUUUCCCGGUUUGCAAAGCCAUCAAUUUUGUUGUCUGGAACAAAGACUUUAUUCCCCCUAACUUUGUUGUCCAUUCCGAAAGGAAAAGGCGCGCAAUUCCCUUCCCCCAACAAUUUUUUCUUCAUCUAAUACUCUUACGGGCUUUUCUGUGUUUUUGAAAUUUCCAAACAGCUGUGGCGUCCCCUUGCGCGCCUUGUGGCCAUUUUUUCCGAUGUGAAGGCCAUUUUUUUGGGGAUCCGUGGUCAUUGCGAAACCUCCUCUCACUCGGGCAUUUUACUCUCGAAUGAGUAAACGUACUUCCCCUUUUUUUGAAUGCAAGAUUAGGAUUUCUCGGCUCUAAUGGAUUUCCAAAAUUGUUUGAGUAGGCCAAUGAGGUUUGCAUGAUUUAUUCAUGGGCUUUAUCGUCCGUGUUAGGGAAGUGGACAGUGUUUUUCAAUAAGUGAGGUGGCCACUUUUGCUGAUUAGAGAGUUUAGAGGCAUUGUUUUUAUAUGAAGGCCAGCAUGAAGUUUCUCAUAUUUUCUCCUCACAAGGAAAGUACUUCUAUGGGUUAUGGAGUUACAGGUCGAGUCAUAUAUCAAAAAAAUCGCAAAAUUUUUCUGAUUCAGAAUAUGUAAAAGUUAGCUGCCUAAUUUUGGUUUGUAAAGGUGAAAAAAUCCUCAGAAGUUUUCUCGCAACACCACGCAAAUAGCUUUUUGACAAAGUUUUUACCAAAUCAAACACUUUGUUUUGAGCUAAAGUGAACCCUGGCAUCUUGACAGGCCUUUAAAAUAUCAAAUUUGAUUAAUACUACACCUUAAUUAUUAGUUCCAAUAGAAAAAAGGGGUGUUGCGAGAAAAGUUCUGAGGAUUUUUUUCACUCUGACAAACCAAUAUUAGACUAACUUUUACACAUUUUGAGUAAGAAAAAUUUUACGAUUUUUUGAUGUAUGACUCGACCUGUAACUCCAUACCCCAUAGAAGUACUUUCCUUGUGAGGAGAAAAUAUGUGAAACUUUAUGCUGGCCUUCAUAUAAAAACAAUGCCUCUAAACUCUCUAAUCAGCAAAAAAGCCGCCAUCUCACUUAUUUAAAAACACUGUCCACUUCUCUAACACGGACUCGACCUGUAACUCCAUACCCCAUAGAAGUAUUUUCCUCCUCAAAUUUUAAAAACUUUAGGGAUAAGUUUCUGCCCCCAGUUUUCCCACAUGCGGUCCCCAAUAAAAUGGACCCAAUGUGUUAUUCAUAACUGUUAUCCGGUGGAGAAUAGGUCUCUGAUCCCGAGCGAAAUGCAUAUUUCGUCUUUCAACGCUGUAGGGAACCCGCCCUUAAUGUCUUUUGACCCCGUCUGCCUUCGUCCAAAGCGUAUGACUCAGUGUCCACAUUGCAGCAAUCCCACUGAAUUCGGUUUACUCACUUUAGGCGGUUUUAGGAUCCUUUUUCAGAGCUAGGAUUUCGUCGAAAGCCUCGCUGAAGUUUUGUAAGCUUUAAAAUGAGUCUUAUUGCUUUUGGUAAGCUAUGUGUAUUAGGAUAUAAAUGAAAUGCAGCGGAUUACUUGGAUGAAAGAUGAAGCGGCCCGAUCUCGGAGCUCAUUUCCAAAUGACGGAAAGCUCAAGUUGUCUUUAUUUUUACAAUGAUUUCCUCGUCGAGAUUGCUAUCUGAUUUCCCAUUCCGGAAAGCGGCGUUUGGAACUUGACAAACCCGAAAUGCCAUGACCUCCUAUUCGUCUUUGUCGCUCGCGCGUCCUGACUCAUCCACGAGGAGGAAAGAAAGGAGAAGUCUUAACGCAGCGGAACAUUGCGCGCCACAGGGAUUAACGCGCCUCCACGGAUUCAAGUACAGUUAGCGAGGCGAUUGUUCGAAUUUUCUGUUUUUUCGCCUCCGAUUUGUCGUCAUGUUCUUCUUGUGGUCGAUUGCGGCAGGGCUUUCCUGGUUCGUCUGAAACAAAUUCUGAAUGGGAUUCGGAUUUUUGUUUUCUUGUUUCUUCUUGUAGGUUUGUUGAAGCUAACGGUAAAACGUCGUCCGUGACGGUUUGAAAGCCAUCAUUGUUGGUUUGUAUGCUAUUUGCGGAUGGGGUUUGACAUUCCCUAUACCGCUUAACUCGUCUUUUUUGCGAGCCGCACCUUGACCAUCAUGACUCUCUUUGUGAAGGUUGAAUCGUAAAUAUUUAUGGAGCAGUGGGGGUCUAAACUCUUGUGCAAGUGUUGGCUGACGUUUUCCGAUUGUAAAUUGUUCGGUUAAUUGGGAAUGGCUUCCUCUUGCUGCUUGCUUCUAUCAAUGAAAACAAUACGAUCACCUUGAUGAUUGCUCAAGCCUUUUUAUCAAGAUGAUCGUGUUGGUUUGACCCGAUGACCGAAAAUUAUGGCCCACGAAGGUGGUAAUGAUCGCUGCAUGCGCUCAUUUCUUCUUUUGUUUACCGAAAUGAUCGGAUAACAGAACCGGAAUACCCAGUUGACCUCGCGGUCAUUAGUCAGAGUUUUACAUCAUAAGAAUUGUAGGUGAGGACGUGAUCGUAAAGAGGUUUAUAAAGAAAGUGUGGUAGAAAUGGUGAUAAAGCGGAGGGAAAUGUGAUAAGAACUUUGGAAUGUGUUUGCUCUUUGUUUUUUUCGAUUAUGCAAGUCCUGGGUGGUUAGAUGUGAGAUUUAAUGUUCAGAUAGUUUGGAUUUUAUUGAUAAACUUGCACAUAAAGGAUAACGAUUUUCAAGGGUUUAGACCACAGUUUGGCGUGCAGGUGGCGUCCAUUUUAUAGGGUUAAAUUUUCGUUGGUUUGAAAGGUGUUUUAUCAAAGUGCACCAUCCUCCGAUGGACCUCCAUUUACCCCAAUCAUAACCGAAUUAGCUGCCGAUCUCCGCAAAGAGAGUUCCGGUCGGCCGACGUUGUGAAGGACACUGUUUGACAAAAGAGCGGAAUAAGAAAAGGCGCGUUUUCCUCGGAAAAGCCCCCCAAAAAGGUCUCGAACGCUCUUUUUCUCCUUACAACACGCAUCGUGAGAAGGGGUUUUAUGGUCCAGCGAUCGGAUUGAUCAGAACCGUUCCCUUGCAAGGCCUUGAUUAGCAUUUUAUUGGAUUCUCAUUUUCACUCGUCUUGUGAUUGGGGGCUCUGACAUUGAACUUGUGUGUUUAACGAAGCUUUAUUUGUUUUGAAUUUGUGGAACGGUUUGAGCCCUUUCCUCGUCUAUAUUUUCAUAGGAACGUCCAAAAUUUUGCCGUUUUCGAGAGUCCGUCAAAUUUGCGUAAAGCCGAGAAAGAAUUUUUACAUUUUUUCUUUCGAAAAUUCCAAUUUUUUCACCACGUUUUCUCCCAUUUUCAGACAGCACAAUUCCAUAGAAUGCCCAGCUCCGAGCAGGUCGCUGAGCUAGCGGAACAUUUCCCAUCAGUAAGUUGAUUCUUCAUCUUUUUUUGAUUGUUUUUUAGGCAUGGAAAAAGAGUGUUUACUACAGUAAUAUAAAACCUAACCUUUUGAAGUGCUGAGAUGUUUUUAAAGAUUUUCGGCUUAGAUCAAGGUUUAAAGACGUGAAAUAUGAAGAAAGAAAGGGAGGGGCACAUUCAUCGCGGAUAGAUUAAAAUCUCCGAACAAAAAUUUUGACUAAUUAUAUUGUAGUAGAGGAAACGACCGGAUUUUGGCGGAAAUGAAAGAAAAAAAGCUUGUAUAAUUAGUACUUGGCCUAGAGUUUUAUUUUUUCUUUCGGAUUUUGGAUUAUUUUUCUUGUAUUUUCAGCUUUGCAUCGACGGUGGAAAGGGGCAUGUAGAAGCAGCGGAUGUGCACGCCGCCCUCAAAGUUCUCGGUGUAGAUAUUCCCGGUUAUCAAGUAAGUUCUUGAUUGACUUUUUUGAAUUGUAUAUUUAGUUGCGAGAACGUCUUCAAAAAUAUGGAGACCCGAAAAGCCUCAGCUAUCAACAGUUUGCGCAGCUCGCAGACGAAUUGGCGGACGAAAAGAACGCCGAAGCCAGCCGAUGGAAGAAGAGGAUCGGGUCUGUCACAGGAGCCUAUCAAGUCCAAAGUGAAGCCGAGCAUGGCGCGGAUGAGAUUGUUCACACAAUUAGAGUUGAAGUAAGUGAAGUUUUGAAUUUUUUAUUUUGAAUUUUAGGAAGAAGUCGCGUUUUCCAACUGGAUCAACAGUAAUUUGUGUGAAGAUGCCGACCUGAAACGCCAUUUGCCGGUCACAAAUACUGGCGGAGAAUUGUACGCCAAAAUUGAAGAUGGUCUCAUCAUCUGGUAAGUGAGAAACUAACAAUUUAUUCAAUAAUUGAUGAGGUAAAUGAUGUUCAUAUUCAAUUUUCAGUAAGCUCAUCAAUCUUGCUGUCCCAAACACAAUCGACGAACGUGCCGUCAACAAGAAGAACCUCAACACGUACACAAAACUCGAGAACUUGACAUUGUGCUUGAUGUCCGCCCAAGCCAUUGGUUGUAAUAUUGUGAAUAUUGAUGGGAUCGACCUCAGCAAAGGAAAGCCACAUUUGGUUCUGGGAUUGCUUUGGCAAAUUAUUCGGGUAAGCUGUUUCGUUUGUUGUUCUUGGUUUUAGGUAUGCCGAUGCUGGGAGAAUGAUUGAAUUGAUGGGGUUGAUGCCGGGAGAAUGAUUAAAUUCAUAGUAUUGUUUGAAAUUUGUGUUCUGUAUUGAACGCUCACCCAUUUCAGAUCGGUCUGUUCCGUGAGAUUGACUUGGUCCACGUCCCCGGCCUCUUCCGACUUCUCAAAGAAGGCGAAACCCUGGACGAUCUGCGCCGACUCACACCCGAACAGAUCCUCAUCCGAUGGGUGAACUAUCAUCUGGCCCGAGCUGGCGUCCCCAACCGUCUGACCAACUUCACAUCGGAUGUGACCGACUCGGUGAUCUACACCCACCUUCUCCAUCAAAUUGCUCCACCUCGGACCGGUGUUACUCUGGCCCCGUUGAAUGUGCAUGGAAAUGUCCCGAGAGCUGGAUCGAUGCUGAAGGAAGCCGAAAAGAUUGAUUGCCGCGACUUUGUUACCGCCAACGAUGUGGCCAGUGGGAACUACAAAUUGAACUUGGCCUUUGUCGCGAAUUUGUUCAACAAAUACCCGAAUUUGCCGGAACCUGAAGCGGAUGAAAUUGGUGAGUCAUUUCGAAGCAUUUAGAGUGCAAUUUUCUUGUUUUUUAAGUCGUAUAUGGACUCUUAUGUCUUGUGUUUUCAGACCUUGAUGAGGUUGAAGUGGUGACGGAAACGCGGGAAGAACGAACCUACAGGAACUGGAUGAACUCCCUGGGCGUUGACCCGACCGUCAAUUGGCUCUACUCGGACCUGCAGAACGGCUUGGUCAUCUUCCAGCUCUACGAUUACAUCAAACCGGGCGUGGUGAACUGGAAAAGAGUAACAAAAAUCUUCCGCAAGUUGCAAGGCAUGAUGGAUCAGAUCCAGAAUUGCAAUUAUGCCGUGGAGCUGGGCAAACAACUCCAUUUCUCGUUGGUGGGAAUCCAAGGAAAGGACAUUUACGAUGGGAACCAAACCCUAACUUUGGCCCUUGUAUGGCAGUUGAUGAGAGCCUACACACUGGCCGUCCUAGCGCAAUGCAAAGGAGGCGACACGCUCGCCACGGAUAAGGAAAUCAUCCAGUGGGUGAACGAGAAGCUGACAGCUUCCGGAAAGUCCUCGCAGAUCCGAAGCUUCCAAGAUUCGAAUAUCUCGGACGCGAAGCCGGUUCUGGAUCUGAUUGAUGCCAUCAAACCAGGAACAAUCGAUUAUGAGCUUGUUCAACCGAAAGGAAGCGAUCAGGUAGGGAAUUGGAGAGGUGUUUGGAAAAAAUGAUGCUGUGAUGGUGGCUGGAUUUCAUCCAAAAUAGCAUUAAACUUCCGCUAGAACAAAUUUAUGGCUUGUAACCAACUCAUCCAGCAUUCCAACGGCUGGCCAAAGGGAAAAGGAUACCGUGGUAGUGGGUGGAUUUCAUUUUGGGUGACGGAUGAAAUUUAUGGCUCUUAUUCAUCUUAUCCAACCUUCCAAUGACUCCCCAAAGGGUUGGAUUGACCAAUUAAUGUUCCAAACGGCUAGCUAUUGAGUUGGAUUGGUAGCCGAAUAAACUAAAUGGCUAGCUGAAGCGCUGGAUUGGCGUAAAAACCCAGCCAUAUGACUUAAAUGCCAAUCCAUCGCUUUAGCUAUCCAUUUACAGUAGGGGACCUAAUCCAGUGGCAAAAAACGUACCAUUUUGCAUUCGGGAAGGAUCAAAAAUGCGGCAAAAUGCUACCUUCCAAAUGAAAAAACCUUUCCAAAUGAAAAAACUCCGAUUUCAAAAGCACGCCCGCACUUUUUGUGGGGGGAAAUGAAGCGCCCUUCAAAACGAAGUUUUUUUUUACUUGGAGGGGGAAGCGUUUUGCCACAUUUUUGAUCCUUCCCGGAUGCAAAAUUGUACGUCUUUUGCCGCUGGAUCAGGUCUCCCACUGUAAAUAGAUAGCUAAAGCGAUGGAUUGACAUUCAAAUCAUAUGACUGGGUUUUUAUGCCAAUCCAGCGCUUUAGCUAGCCGUUUAGAUUAUUUUCCUACCAAUUCAACUCAAUGAUUAGCCGUUUGGAACAUUAAUUGGUCAGUUCAACCUUUUGGGCAGUCAUUGGACGGUUGGAUAAGAUGACUAGGAGCCAUAAAUUUCAUCUGUCCCCAAAAUGAAAUCCAGCCACCACCACAGUAUCCUUUUUCCCUUUAGCCGUUGGCUAGCAAAUUCAUGGUUACGAGCCAAAAAUUAGUUUAGCGGAAGUUUACUGCUAUUUUGGAAGGACUCACAGGCCAUGAGGACCGCUGACCCGCAUAUUGGAAGCCAUUUUGGGGUUCAAUUCGACUUUUUUUAGGCCCACCUCGAGAACGCCAAGUACGCCAUCUCGUGCGGCCGAAAGAUCGGCGCCAAGAUCUACGCCCUCCCCGAAGACAUUGUGGAAGUGAAACCGAAGAUGGUAAUGACAGUAUUCGCCUGCCUGAUGGCCCGCGACUACAUGCCCAACAUGCGAGAACAGAACGGCUCGAAUGGCGAGCAAAAUGGACAUUGA
Molecule: messenger RNA, 9426 nt
Organism: Bursaphelenchus xylophilus (pine wood nematode)
Lineage: Eukaryota; Metazoa; Nematoda; Chromadorea; Rhabditida; Aphelenchoididae
Source: the annotation of a GenBank genome assembly